Molecule: messenger RNA, 2966 nt
Organism: Wasmannia auropunctata (little fire ant)
Lineage: Eukaryota; Metazoa; Arthropoda; Insecta; Hymenoptera; Formicidae
Exons: 6
Coding region: 1475-2893 (472 amino acids)
Cellular component (GO): PRC1 complex
Molecular function (GO): protein binding
Source: RefSeq, a predicted model, not a curated record
ACCUGUGUGUGUGCCUACCAAGGCAGAGUGUGUCCGGUGGUCAGGUUCUUCCCUCUCUUUCUCCCUUUCUUCUUUUCUUUCUCCCUCUCUUUUUCUUCUCUCUCUUUUUCUCUUCCUUUCCCCGCUGGCUAUCUCUUCCGCCGUCUUUUUUCCCCCUAUCUAUCCCCCUACCUGUGUAUCUCCGUCUCUCUCUCUUUCUUUUUCCCCUCCCCCCUACUGUUUCUGUCUAUCCGUCUAUCCUCUUCGACAUCACCUCACGCAGCAGUGCCGUGUUGUAGUGUCGUGUCAUCCCGCGGUACGUCAACGAUCCUCCCGGACUGAAGGCAAGGAUCGACCGGGUCGAGGGUACACUCUGCAAUUACCGGGGCCGGUCGAUCGCCGGUCUACAGUAGGGUGAAGAAAGUGAACCCGCGGUCACCGUGAAGGUGAAGGGAGUGAUAUUCCCGAAGGAACGCGCGUUCUCUAGACAUCGAUAAUCGGAGGUUUGCGACGAACGAGUGAUCUGUUGAAAUAUACUCGAAAACGAGAAAUCUGGUGAAUCUGUUUUAACUCAAUCUAUAGGAAAUAAAAUCUUACGUUGGUGUUGUCGCGAUGAUAAAGGACGAGCCGGUCGUAAUUGAGCUUGUUCGUUAAAAACGAAUUGGUAGACUAAAGCUCUGGUAUCGUACGAUACUAAUAUAAUUUUUCGUAUUUACGUGAAUGCCCUAAUGAUUGCGCCUCGAGUGAAAAGGGUAAGAGAAAGAGUCGUCUGGUGAUAGUUCGAGACUCGAUUGUGAUCCGAGGUGAUCCGCCCGAAGACAGCUAUUAUUCGACGAGUGGCAAGGUGCGCUGAGGAAGGGGACAUUCGGUGAAGGUGUCAAACGUCGACGGCACCUCAUUGACAUUUCCGUGACAUUUAGUGCGCGAUUCGAGUCGAGUGCCAGACACCUUUUCGUGUAACACGCGUGUCCCUCGCCGUUACACGACAGCGAAAUCUCGAACGGCUCGCGGGGAGCACGUUAUUGUCGUCGAGAAACGACACGACGUGCGAGGGAAGACGGCAGUGCGACGGAAAGGAAGUGAAACGAGGGCCAGGCGAGUCGAUGACGCGUCCUCCGUGCCUUAUCAGCGACAAAACCGGAGCGCGGUGAAGACUCAUCCAGGGUCUUAUCUGUCUCUCGGAAUUCUUCACUUGCACGUGUACGGCGUAGAAUACAAAUAAGACGAUCUGCGUUCUUUCGCAGAGGUCUGUCUCUGGUCGAGCGAACAACGAAACGAGAUCCCCGACGAGCCUAUCUAAAACGCAGAACUCUGUUGCGGAGCAACAGGUGGUUGUAUCUGAAGAUCGUCGAACGGGGAGGUUCUCCUGCGACUUUCGACAGGCAGAACCGGAGAUUCUUCACUCGGUUGGAGGUUGACGCUAGUAGCCAAACUGGACAUUCUUACCGCUACGUCGGGAAGAACGGAGUGGAGAUGUCCGCGGGUCGCUGAGAGAAUGAGGGAGCUGGACACCGAGAGCCCUGUCGUCUGGCCGGCCUGGUGUUAUACUGGUGAGGUGUCGGGCGAGAACGUGUCCGCGGGCACGGGACCACGUGGUGGCGACCGUGGUGAGGCGGCGGAUUUAGGUACGCACACGGAAAACAACGACGGGGCCACCCUGGCAGCAAACACAGCGGUCGACGCCAGGGGGGGAAGCCCUCAGGGCACCCAUCUGUCCGGUGCGGCAACCCCCAGACCUCCACGGGGUAGGAGGCGACAGAACCAGAAUGGCCUCGACACUACCCAAGUUAAAACGGAACGACUCACGCCUGACAACAACUCGACGUCGUCGAGGAGCGUGACGCCUUCUUCGUCGAGUCACCCGGGGACGCCGCCAAAUGCUACGCCUUUGGGGGGACCCGAGGGUCCACCGGCACCCCAUCAUCUUAAGCACAUGGAACAGAUGAUGGGGCGAAACUAUAGUGAUUUCAUGAGGAGUCUCGCCGCCAAGUACAACAACGCCAACCCUAACGAUUACUUUAGCACGCCAAGAAACGGUUACCCUCCGGGUUUAGACCCGAGGUUUCCGGCCUUCAAGGCCGCAGCGACGCCGUUCGUUGGUCUGAUGGCGCCGUUAGGGGCUCCGCAACCAUCGACUGUCCCGACGACCUCACCGCUCUCCAACAAAGAUCCGAAAGAACACAAGCAGGACAGCCUCUUCAGCAGUCCUGUGUUCCCGCCUAUGAUCGAUAUGUCGUCCACCCAAGCUCUUUUGCACAUGGUGCGAACUGCCAAUGCGGCCCAAAGCGCUGCAGAAUUGGAAACAUAUCUCAAAGGCGCGAACAAAAGAGACGCGGGGGUAACGAGUCCCUUGGACCUUUCGAGUCCCGGUGGCUUCGCACCACGCAAGCGGCAAAGGCCGGAAACACGGAGAUCCGAAAGCGUGUCGCCCAAGCCGAAACCUACCGCGAGACCAACCACACCUCCGCCGGUCAGGUGUCCGACUCUCUAUGGCCACAUACCUUGCGGCGACGGGCAAGCCGUAAAUCGCUGGACCGUCGAGGAUGUCGUCAAUUACGUUUCGUCAAUCGACAUCUGCGCCGAGUACGCACAGAAUUUCCGGGAGCACCGUAUAGACGGCGCAGCACUGCCGCUACUCUCGGAGAACCACCUGACAGGCACGAUGGGCAUGAAGCUCGGUCCAGCCUUGAAGCUGCGCGUGAUGUUGGCUCGGAAACUCGGUGCCUGCACGGUAUGCUUGCACUGUGCCCACUGUCACCAAACGCCGCUACCAGCGUUGAGCGCAGCAGCCGCGGCUGCGGCGGUGACGCAACAGCAACAGCAGCAGCAGCAGCAGCAGCAACAGCAGCAGCAGCAGCAACAGCAACAACAACAGCAGACGCCGGGUCGGCGACCCAGCAGCACCGGGAACUGACAAACAAUGGCGGAGACUCCUCCAUUGGGGUCCGAGACAGCGGCGGUCGGCGUGACCCCGGCAUCGCCGUCUC